Peromyscus leucopus (white-footed mouse) is the source of this 2167-nucleotide messenger RNA. It is a transcript of the gene Npvf, whose product is annotated as neuropeptide VF precursor. Gene Ontology annotation, molecular function: signaling receptor binding. The record is from RefSeq and is a predicted model, not a curated record. Lineage: Eukaryota; Metazoa; Chordata; Mammalia; Rodentia; Cricetidae. Gene Ontology annotation, biological process: negative regulation of gonadotropin secretion; neuropeptide signaling pathway.
GUUUACAAAAGAACAAUUUGGAAGGAAAGUAUAUGAAAUCCUAAGGGAAAUUAAACCCAAAUAAUCCACUAACAGCAUUACAAAAUUAACACAAGACUAUGAAUUGAAUUAAUUGCCUCCUACUGUGGGGAUCCUUGGCUACCAAAACAAAUGAAGCCUACAAAGUCAACUGCCUUGAGAGGUCACAGGCCAGUGUGGCAUCAAGGCCAUGAAGAGUUCACUGCUGCUUUCAACUCUCUGGCUUACUGCGGAGACCUAGAGGGUGGAGAAGACUUCGCUUCUGCCAUUCCAUGGCCUCAAGUUAUGGACGGAGGUGAGAGAGAGAGCGCGCACGUACAGAGUAAUGAUGGACGUUUCCAUCAAGUUGCUCUGAGUGCCUCUGUCUGGAAGUGGAUGGGUCUCCAUGUGAGGUCUAGUUCUCCUAGGAGGACAGGUCUGAUAGGACCCAUAGUGGCUUUUCUGGAGCAGUGUGUCUGUCGAUAAGGCAAGUCUUUAAGAAUACCAGUCAGCUACUCCAAAAGGGACUCACUGUGGCAUUUCAGUAAAUACACAUUUAUUUUUAUAAAUUCUCUUUUAAUGCCAUGAUGUCAGUAUGCCUGUGGCAAAGUGAGAUUACCUAAAUAAUAUGGGCCCUGGGAGCAACAAACUGAGCAUGUGUGUGACUAACUCAUCCCCUGCUAGAUUCCUUAACUUAAGGAUUUUGAGCAGGAAGGUAGGAUGUGGCAUCUUUAUAGAAAUAAAAUUCUGGUGAUUUAUACACAUUUGCCAAAUUAGACCCUUAGGGCAGAUAACGAAGUGACUGAAUGGCCUCCCGGAACGCCUACUGAACAUUUUCUCUGCUUCUCAUCCUCCACAUGACAGCUGACAUUUACUCUUGGAGCUUUGUAAUAACUGAGCAACAUUUUACAAAAAUAAUUAAUUCAUGGCAUUUUAUUGGGGUACUAUGUGACUUACAACUUUUCUCAUAUUCUUAAUUUUGUUUGACAUUUUGAAAAUAUGAUGCCGAACUCUUUUGUCUGGAUUUUUGAAAACACAGCUAGCAUGUAUUGAAUCCUUUUCUUUUUUUUCUUUUUACACUUCCCUCAAAAACUAACAAAAGCACCAAAAAAAAAGAUUUCUUGUUUAAGCACAGAGAAAUGAAACAUCCUGUUUGUUUGGAAUCCGAACGACGGUUGCCUCAAUCUUCCCUAAUUAGGAGAGCCUGCUUAAUGAGGAAAAUUCUUUUCAAAGUCAAUGGAUUUGCAAACACAAACAUUGCUGUCCCCCCAGAAUGAAAUAAGCACAUUCCUUACAUGCAUAUUUUAGUUACACACUCUAAUUAAUAUUACUACUUAAAAUGUGUGGAAUUCAUCUGUUACAGUAUAAAAACACCGUGAGUUCCCUGCUCACAGGCUCAUCGACACCAGGCUGAACAUAUUAACUCAAUUUUGGAUUUAGACAAAAUGGAAAUUAUUUCAUCAAAACAAUUCAUUUUGUUGAUUUUAACUACUUCAAGCUUACUAACAUCAAACAUCUUUUGUUCAGAUGAAUUAAUGACCCAUUUUCACAGCAAAGAAAAUGAUGACAAAUAUUCCCAGCCUAGAGGAAUCCCAGAAGGGGAAAAGGAAAGAAGUGUCAGUUUUCAAGAACUAAAAGAUUGGGGAGCAAAGAAUGUUAUUAAGAUGAGUCCAGCCCCUGCCAACAAAGUGCCCCACUCAGCAGCCAACCUGCUGAGAUUUGGGAGGACCACAGAAGAAAAAACCAGAGCAUGGGCCAACAUGGAGGCAGGGACCCUGAGCCAUGUCCCCAGCCUGCCCCAAAGGUUUGGGAGAACAACAGCCAGAAGCAUCCCCAAGACACUAAGUCGUUUGCUACAGAGAUCCUUGCACUCACUGGGCGCCAGUGAGCUGCUCUACGCCAUGACUUGCCAGCAUCAAGAAAUCCAGAGUCAUGGAGGAAAGCAACCAAGGAGACAAGCACUCACGGAACCGGAUGAUGCAGAAGGGAAACACGAAGAAUAGGAAACCUGGAUCCCGUCCUUCAAGAUGCUGAGAAGCUGCGACCUGUUGUCUAAGCAGAUCUGUGGUAUUGACAAGGAAGAGCACCAGUUUUUCCUGUCACUAUAGGUUAUGUUGACGGUUAUUAAAAGUCAAGAAUACUUGUAAAAUUGAAGUAACUUUUAUCAGAA